Molecule: messenger RNA, 1236 nt
Organism: Drosophila nasuta
Lineage: Eukaryota; Metazoa; Arthropoda; Insecta; Diptera; Drosophilidae
Gene: Adf1
Product: Adh transcription factor 1
Exons: 4
Coding region: 289-1077 (262 amino acids)
Biological process (GO): regulation of transcription by RNA polymerase II
Cellular component (GO): nucleus; transcription regulator complex
Molecular function (GO): DNA binding
Source: RefSeq, a predicted model, not a curated record
CCAGCGCUGACUACAACGUCGCGACGCUGUCGACGUCCCUUUAUUUGACGUCGAGUCGUCGCUGCGGCUGGCUGUGUUAAAAUAUACAUACUAGACAAGUAGACUGCGCUGCCUGCUGCAUUCUUGGAACAAAAAUUUCACCGUUGGCAGCGACUGAGGAAUAAAAUUGAACGUCGACGUCGCGACGUUUCUUCCUCGAAGAAGACCAAAUCAAAAUAAAAACAAAUAAACUAUAAAGGGUGCGUGCGCGCCAAUUAUUUAACAACAAUUAGCAAACGAAAGAAACAAAUGCACACGCUUAGUGCAGCCAUCGAGAUGGACAAACUGGAUGCCAACCUGGAGCAGCAGUUUGAUCUCAAUCUAAUUGAGGCGGUCAAAAUGAAUCCCGUCAUCUACGAUCGCUCACAUUACAACUACAAGCACUUUGUGCGCAAGGCGCAGACCUGGAAGCAAAUUGCCGAAACUCUCGGCGUAAGUGAACAAAAAUGUACAAAGCGAUGGAAGAGUUUGCGAGAUAAAUUUGCGCGCGAAAUGAAAUUGUGCCAAGAAUCGCGCUGGCGUUACUUUAAACAGAUGCAGUUCCUGGUCGACUCGAUCCGGCAAUAUCGCGAAUCGCUGCUCGGCAAGUGCGCCAAUGGCAGUCAGAAUGCCAGCCAAGUGGCCGAUCCCACGCAACAACAACAGGCCCAACAACAGACCGUCGUCGACAUCUUUGCGCAACCUUUCAAUGGAAGUGCCACAACAUCUGCCCAGGCGCUAACACAUCCGCAUGAAAUAACCGUUACUGGGGAUGCACAGCUGGCCACAGCGGUAGGCAAGGACCAGAAGCCAUAUUUCUAUGAGCCACCAUUGAAGCGCGAACGAAGCGAGGAGGAGCACAGUGAUAACAUGCUGAACACUAUCAAGAUAUUCCAGAAUAAUGUGUCGCAGGCGGUCAGCGCCGAGGAUCAAUCGUUUGGCAUGGUUGUCACCGAUAUGCUCAACACGCUGGGCGUGCGGCAAAAGGCCGAGGCAAAGGUGCACAUCAUCAAGUAUCUGACGGAUAUGCAACUGUUGGCGCAACAUAACAAAUACUAACUGCUGCAACAGCUGCAAUUGGACAAUGUCCUCGAGGCACGAUGCUUGCUCUAAAUCAGCUACACACAACAACAACAAUACAGAAAGAAAAUGCAAAAAAUCAAUGAACACAUGAAGAUCGAUCCCAAGAACAGGAAGCGCCGCCUGUUGCCCCCGAAA